Messenger RNA from Papaver somniferum (opium poppy), 1942 nucleotides. Its product is annotated as GABA transporter 1-like. The coding region runs from base 319 to 1743 and encodes 474 amino acids. The transcript has 7 exons. NCBI's taxonomy places the organism in Eukaryota, Viridiplantae, Streptophyta, Magnoliopsida, Ranunculales, Papaveraceae. Gene Ontology annotation, cellular component: plasma membrane. The record is from RefSeq and is a predicted model, not a curated record.
GAUCUCCCUUCAAGAUCAAAAUAAAUAAACUUAGUUAACGUGCGGCAGUAAGAAGAGAUCCAAAUCGAUAAACAUUCAAACGGAAAAACAUAAAGCAGAUUGUUGAAAUGCUAAAAAUUAGGUAAAGUGGGACCAAAAUCUAAAGGAGCUGAUUAUUGGGAACGAGUUAUGGGGUCGAUCAAUGAAGUUAAGUUUAGUCAGUGAUGAAAUGUGAAAUAAUGACCAUAAUUCCAUAUCCCAUACGUGUAUAUCUUUGCUUCUUUUCUCUAUUUAAGAAGGUGUAGACCACAAACUAGCUGGCUAGAGAGAGAAGGCGAGAUGGGCACUGCUGGGACGGCAUCAAGUUCUACGGCAGUUCAUGCAAGAGACUCUCAUGAUCAACAUCCCCAAGCAGAUCAUGGUCAUCACGAUCAUUAUCAGACGGAUGAUGUUAAGGAACUUGAUGCUGGUGCUCUGUUUGUUCUCAAAUCCAAAGGUUCAUGGAUACACACUGGGUAUCACCUUACAACAUCAAUAGUGGCACCACCGCUGCUCAGCCUUCCAUUCGCCUUCGCUUCACUUGGUUGGGUAGCUGGAAUCAUAUGUCUAACCAUCGGAGGUGUUGUAACGUUUUAUUCGUACAACCUCAUCUCACUUGUUUUAGAGCAUCAUGCUGAGUUAGGAAAGCGUCAUUUGCGAUUCAGAGACAUGGCACGAGAUAUUUUAGGUCCAAGAUGGGCACAAUAUUACGUAGGUCCAAUUCAGUUGAUAGUCUGUUAUGGUGCGGUCGUCGGUUCAAGUCUUCUUGGAGGACAGUGUAUGAAGACAAUUUACUUGUUAUCAGAUCCAGUAAAUGAGGCCAUGAAGUUAUACCACUUUGUGAUAAUAUUUGGAGGUCUACUUCUGAUAUUGGCUCAAAUCCCAUCUUUUCAUUCUUUGAGGCACAUCAACCUCAUUUCUUUGCUACUUUGUCUUGCUUACAGCACCUGUGCCACGGCUGGUUCUAUCUACGUUGGAAGUUCUUCAAAGGCACUGCCCAAGGACUACAGUCUAAAGGGUGAUACUGUCAAUAGGUUGUUUGGUGUGUUUAAUGCCAUUGCCAUUAUUGCUACAACCUUUGGGAAUGGAAUUAUCCCUGAGAUUCAGGCAACUUUAGCGCCCCCAGUGAAAGGGAAAAUGUUUAAAGGGUUGUCAGUUUGUUACACUGUGGUGGUUGUUACGUUCUUUAGCGUUGGCAUCUCAGGCUAUUGGGCGUUCGGGAAUGAUGCAGGUGGAAUCAUCAUAAAUAACUUCAGGGAUGACAAAGGAAAUUCUUUUGCCCCGAAGUGGUUCCUCUUGAUGACCAAUGUCUUCAUACUUCUACAACUAUCAGCAGUUAGUGUGGUUUACUUGCAACCCACGAACGAAUUGUUAGAGCGCAAUUUUUCUGACGCAAAAUGCGCUGAACUCUCAGCAAGAAAUGUAAUCCCAAGGUUGAUUUCUCGAACACUGUCAGUUGCCCUAGCAGUGACAAUUGCUGCAAUGCUUCCAUUCUUUGGAGAUAUUAAUGCUUUGAUUGGAGCAUUUGGGUUCAUGCCUCUUGACUUCACAUUGCCGGUCAUUUUCUUCAAUUUGACAUUUAGGCCGUCUAAAAGAGGAUCCGUUUUUUGGUUAAACACCAUGGUAGCUGUCGUGUUCUCGAUACUAGCAGUUAUAGCAGCUGUAGCAGCAAUUCGACAGAUAAUUCUUGACGCCAAAACUUAUCGUUUGUUUGCCAAUGUAUAACUUAUAGCUCUUUUCUAGUCUGAAACAUAAUCCUGUAAUUUGCAGUUUUUUGUUUUUGUAUUUAUAGGAUCAAUCUACAUGCACGCCAUCCUUCGUUUCUGGAAGAUGAUUCUGAGUUCAAUGAAAAUCAUUGUAAUCUAAAGUCUGGGAUGUUUAACCCGCAAUUUCAAAACCUGUGUCUGAUAUUUCUUAAAGAUGA